Messenger RNA from Aureobasidium melanogenum CBS 110374, 708 nucleotides. RefSeq names its product heme oxygenase-like protein. The transcript has a single exon. Lineage: Eukaryota; Fungi; Ascomycota; Dothideomycetes; Dothideales; Saccotheciaceae. Bases 1 to 708 code for a protein of 235 amino acids. The record is from RefSeq and is a predicted model, not a curated record.
AUGGCUCCCAAGAAGCUCACCGACCACCUCCUCUCUCACAGUCGAGAUGCCUUCAAGUCCGCAACCAACCAUCCAUGGCUCCGUCUCGCCGGCACCUCAAAACUACCUACUCCAGCUCUACUAGCCUGGUUGACACAAGACCGCCUUUACAUCUUCUCCUACAUCCCCUUCAUGGGCAACAUGCUCUCGAAAGCUUCCAUUCCCUCUGCCUCACGCGAAAAGUCGCUCGAAUGGCGUGUUGCUGAUUGCUUCAUCAAUGCCCUUACCAACGUUCGAAGGGAGCUUGGCAUGUUCGAAGACAUUCUAAAAGAGCACUUUGACUGGGAAGAAGGAGGCGAGACGGCGACGAAGGAGACAAGAGCAUACCAAGACAUGUUUGCUGGCGCCGGUGCACCCAAUCAGAGCAUACUUGUUGGUAUGACGGCGUUGUGGGCGACCGAGAAAUGCUAUCUAGAGGCUUGGAAGUAUGCCCUGAGCUUCAAGAAUGAGGUGCCCGAGGACAGGAAGUCGCAUGUGCUUCAUACUACGCUGAUACCCAACUGGACUUGUGAAGAGUUUGAGGAGUUUGUCGUAAGCAUUGGCAAGCUACUAGACGAGCUCGCUGAGGACAUCGCCGAAGGUAGCAAAGAGUGGGUCAAGUGUGAGCAAGUAUGGGACCAAGUCUUGUGGGCUGAGGAGAACUUCUGGCCAAAGGUUACGCAGCAAUAG